AUGAACCCACAACAACCCGUCAGUAAUGACAUGAAGGAUCCUAAUAUGGUCAUGUUGAACCAACAACAACAACCAAGUGCCUACUAUCAACAACCACAACCUGGUCAGCAGCCCAUGUAUGUGCAACAACCACAACCUGGUCAGCAACAAGCAUACUACCCACAGCCUGGUCAGCAACCCAUGUACGUGCAACCACAACCUGGUCAGCAACCCAUCUAUGUUGAUCCCAAUCAAAUGCAAGGAGGAGUGUACUAUCAACCUCAAUAUGCUGUUGUUCAGCAGCAAACCACCACAACUACAGCUCAACCUGUAGUCGUAGCUACAACCACAACCAACGUGGUCAACGUUUCAGCUGAAGGAAAGCAAGCUGAAGAUGCUUUUACGAUGGCUUUGAUUAUUACUGGUUCUUCGGAAUUGGCUUUUGCUUCUCGUGUCUAUUUUGGAUUCCUGUAUUAA
Messenger RNA from Naegleria lovaniensis, 456 nucleotides. RefSeq lists its product as uncharacterized. NCBI's taxonomy places the organism in Eukaryota, Heterolobosea, Eutetramitea, Acrasida, Naegleriidae. The record is from RefSeq and is a predicted model, not a curated record. Bases 1 to 456 code for a protein of 151 amino acids. The transcript is spliced from 2 exons.